AACGUCGUUAACCUUUUGCUUCAUUUUCUAAUGCCGCGCCGCGUCUGCAUUUCUCCCAUUUUUCGAACUUCCCUCCAAACUCCAAAGUCCGAACCAGUUUGAAAUUUUAUGACAUAUGGAGUCUGAAGCCAGUUUAGAGAAAACAAGAGUUGAGGGGGAUUCACCAAAGGAAGCUCUGCAACAGAAGAAGGCCACUGUAGUAGAAAGUGAAGAUGGUAAGCAAUUGGAAGAGACCGAGUCAAGUGCCACUUUAGGACCUACGACACCUGUUCCGGACAGAGAGAAUGGUGAAGUUGUAUUGGACUUCAAGUCUCCAUUGACAUGGGUUUCAUCACCUCCGGUAGCGGUUUGUGUUGAUUCUGCCGCGAUUGAUGAGGUUUCGGGCUCCGAUGUUAGCCCCAGGACGCCAAAGCGAGAUGUAUUUGAUCCAUUCGCUCCAGGACCAGAUGAGUUGAUGCUGGCUCCACGGGGUAACAAGUACUUGGAGGAGUCACGAAACAAAGUUGCAAGGCGUCUGAAUUUUGUUUCUUCAGUUGAAUCUAUGGCAUUCAGUGAAGAGGGUGAUGAUGGCGUGGAAGCUGAAUUGCAGCAGGAGGCACUCUUGGAGUCGGUGUGCAAAUUGUUCUGGGAAGUGAUUGUUUCAAAUCAGGUUGAGGAAGUUGUAGAUGAAACGCUGCAUUUGGAAUCCAAUCGUGAUGGUUUGAAGACACCCACAUUGUUGCCUCAUUUAAAUGGUGUCGCUGAAACCUGCCCUGGUGCCCCUGUGAAACCUACGAGAAAAUUCAGGAACAUUGAUCCGGGGUUAUGUAGAAAACUUGAAUUUUGAAGAGGAUUUGUUUGGGGUGAUUCUGAGUAUUUGGUACUGGAAGUUCUAACAUCUUUUCUGUUUUGUGGGUAAGCCUAUAAUUCUUAGCUUUGACAUCUAUAAGUUUAUAUUUAACCUUUUGAGUUGUAUAGUAGCCAUCAUCAGAGGAUAGAAGAAUAUAUCAAUGGGCUAACGCUUUCUGACAAAGUAUGUACUGCACUAGUAUAAUUGUAUAGAGAUUGUAUCUCAUUCGAUCGGAUCGGAUUGGAUGGAUUUUAAGAAUAGUGGACCAGUGUAGGUGUUUUCGUGUUACCAUUGGAAAGUUUCAUUUGUUCUGAAUCUGAUCAUGUUGUGCUUUAGAACUGUA
Messenger RNA from Nelumbo nucifera (sacred lotus), 1172 nucleotides. RefSeq lists its product with no specific name. The record is from RefSeq and is a predicted model, not a curated record. NCBI's taxonomy places the organism in Eukaryota, Viridiplantae, Streptophyta, Magnoliopsida, Proteales, Nelumbonaceae.